AUGAACCUACUACAGGUCCUCUUAUCCUCAUUAUUGUUUAUGGUAGAAUGUCAAGUUGCUCCAAUUGUUCAUCCAGCUUUAUUAGAAGGUCCACAAAACGAAGUAGUUCCGUCUCUGAUAUUUCCUUCCAACCGAGUAGGCUCCAAAAACCGACUGAGCACUCGAGUAUUUCGAGAUGCCUCCUCACAAGGUUAUAAAGGUCUAGUCGACAGUCCUAGGCUAUUCCGUGCAUCUGGAAGAUUCCAUAAACGAGUACAGUCUGCAACGACUCACGAUAUCCAGAAUGUUCCAUUGCCUCAAGAUACACUUCAAAUCGUUUCGUAUAAGUACGAUGCCGAGAAACAUAACGAAAAGAAAAUGUCAGACAAUGAUAUCAUAACAAACGAAGAAGCAGAAGACCAUGCGCGUGGCAUUGAGAGAACGACGAUGUCGGUGAAACCAAGAGAAGAUGAAACGGAUAAAACUGUUCCAAUGACUACCACAACUCCUAUGCCAGAGCAUAAUUCCAUUAAUGAAAUCAAGGAAAACAGCAUCACACCAGCUCGAUCGAAAACUUUCUUCCAAACCGUCACUACGAACGGAUCAGCUGCUCCACUCAUUCCAAAUCCUCAGCUACCUCCACAACCUCAGCCACCAUUCGUAUUCACUCCACAACCACCAAUUUCUCCUCCAAAGUUCACAAUGCCUUCUUUAGUUCCUCAAACAAUUCAGCAACUUCCUUCUUCUCUUCCUCAGCAAGGAAUACAUCCUCAACAGCCUCCACCAGCAUUCCCUGGUAAUCAGAUGGGAAUCAAUCCAGUCGGGGUGCCUCAUCAGCCAUCAAAUGCUCUUGUGGCAGGUGUUCCGAACUUUAAUCAACCCCAACAACCAGUUACUCUCACUCCGCUAGGAACCAAUCCAACUCCAGCUAUCGGAGGCAUUCAACAACCAAACCAAGUGAAUCCAGGAGGUCUGCCUCAACAACCGCAAUCAGCUCUAUCUCCCAAUCGAAAUGAAGAAAAACAUGAUACUCACGAACAACUCGGAUGCGGUUGGGAUUGGCUAACCAACUCUUGUAAAGACGUAUUCGCAUUGAAUUGGUGCGGAAAGUGCCAUGACUUUGGAAAUAUUUUCCUGCAUGACUGUAAAUGUAUCGCCCCAUUGAUUCCACUUCCAACCACAGUACGCCCAUCUCCUCCUCCACCUCCACCACCUGCUCCUCAAAGACAUCCAUUGUUCUUUUGGUUAAUUUGA
Molecule: messenger RNA, 1233 nt
Organism: Caenorhabditis briggsae
Lineage: Eukaryota; Metazoa; Nematoda; Chromadorea; Rhabditida; Rhabditidae
Exons: 8
Coding region: 1-1233 (410 amino acids)
Source: RefSeq, a predicted model, not a curated record